Cuscuta epithymum is the source of this 1024-nucleotide messenger RNA. Lineage: Eukaryota; Viridiplantae; Streptophyta; Magnoliopsida; Solanales; Convolvulaceae. The record is from the annotation of a GenBank genome assembly.
CUUAAUUACCAUAGCUUGUCUAGUCAUCCAAAUCAAAGUCCAAACACCUUCCACAACCAAUGUUCAUUCUUUACCUCAGCAAUGAAAGUGUUUGCCUCUAUUUGCCUCUCCGUUGAUCAUUCGUACAGGAAGCUCACAUAAAUAAUUGCAGCUUUCUAGCGUGGAAGUGACAUGAACAACAAGAGAAAGAACCAUGAAAAAGAAAACCAAGAAAAAGAUGGUGGUAGAGAUGAUGGAGAUGUUCUUCGACUUUCAUUGGCUUGCCAGGAAUCUACUCAUGUACCACAGUUCGUCCUCCCACAACCACCGGUCCUGUCGUCUCAAAGACAACUAAUUCCCCCGAGACAAGUACGGCGGCGGCGAAACCUAACAGAGACACCACGCGAAGGCAAGAGUGAGAAUGUACCUUCUUUAUUCCCGUGGUCAACGAAUAAGCGUGCAACUAUACAAAACCUAAGUUAUUUGAUAUCAAAUAAGAUAUUUACCAUCACCGGAGAUGUGCAAUGCAAGCGAUGCGAGCGAACCUAUGAGAUGGGAUUUGAUUUGAGAGAAAAGUUUUACGAGAUUGGCAAGUUUAUAAUGGAAAAUAAAGAAAACAUGCAUGAUCGGGCACCCGAUGUGUGGAGGAACCCGGUUCUCCCUACUUGUAGGUUUUGUGAGCAAGAGAAUAGUGUCAAACCGGUUAUUGCAAGUAGCAAGAAGGCCAUAAACUGGCUCUUUUUGCUACUAGGGCAGCUCCUCGGGUGUUGCACACUCGAGCAGCUGAGAUAUUUUUGCAAACACACGCAAAAUCAUAGGACAGGAGCCAAGGAUAGAAUCCUUUACCUGACUUAUUUGAGUUUGUGUAAGCAGCUUGAUCCUACCGGUCCUUUUGAUCGUUAGUGAUAUUGAGUGUCUACAAGCUCUCUCUAGAUCUCUUAAUGGUUUUAUAUAUAUAACUAUUGACUAUGUCCACCUAUGAACUUAUUAUGUCUAUGUUCUCUCUAUUUGGAUUAUUUAUUAUAUAUGGAAGUGAUACAUCCCA